This is a messenger RNA of Oenanthe melanoleuca, 993 nucleotides long. Its product is annotated as IgGFc-binding protein-like. NCBI's taxonomy places the organism in Eukaryota, Metazoa, Chordata, Aves, Passeriformes, Muscicapidae. The record is from RefSeq and is a predicted model, not a curated record. The transcript has 3 exons. Bases 52 to 993 code for a protein of 313 amino acids.
CUCUGCCAGGUGCUGGAGACGUAUGCAGCGACAUGUCAGAAGCAUGGAGCCAUGGUCCAUGACUGGAGGACGCCAUCAGGAUGCCCCUUACCUUGCCCUGAAAACAGCCACUAUGAGCCCUGUGGCAACGCUUGUCCAGCCACCUGCUCCAACUGGGACAAUCCGGCCACUUGUGACCAGCCCUGUGUGGAGACCUGUGCCUGUAACGCCGGCCUCGUGCUCAGUGGAGGGGAGUGCGUGCCAGUGUCGCGCUGUGGCUGUACCCGUGACGGCCGCUACUACCGCCCUGGCGAGGAGUUUUGGGGCGAUGACAUCUGUCGCUCCAGGUGCAGGUGUGACAUGGAGCUGGGAAUGGUGGUGUGCGAGGACUCCAGGUGUAAGCCGGGUGAGGUGUGUGCGGUGGUGAAGGGCGUGCGGCAGUGCGUGGCCAGCAGCCGCUCCACCUGCGUGGCCACUGGUGACCCCCACUAUACCACCUUCGAUGGGCGCCGUUUCGACUUCAUGGGUACCUGUGUCUACCUCUUGGCUGGGCUCUGCUCCACUGACCCCACCCUCACCCCCUUUGCUGUCACUGUGGAGAACAAUCACCGCGGCAGCCGCCUGGUCUCCUUCACCAAGGUGGUCACCAUGGAGGUGUACAACAUGACCCUCAGCCUCAGUCAGGAACAUCCCCAGAAGGUCAAGGUAGGGAUGAAGGAGAUGAUGGGGGUGGUUCAGAUCCGCAUCUGCCGGGGGCCUGGGGGCCUCCAGUGCCGCCCCUUCACUUGUCCCUUUGGCCACACCUGUGGCCUCCGUAAUGGCACCCGCACCUGCAUCGCGCACCCGGGGCGCUGCUCCCUGUCCCCUGCCACCCGCUUCGUCACCUUUGAUGGCAUCACUGGGCCAGCCUGGCCACCGGCACCUACGUGGUGGCCAGCGUGUGUGACCCCCAGGACCCCGUGUGGUUCCGGCUGCUGGGGGACAUCGGGGACAGUGGGGAGCAGCCGGCAGUGA